GGGUCACAUGCUUUAUUCAGUCUCUGAGUCUAGAGAAAUUCUCAUUAAGAGACAAAUUGAAAUAAUUCUGGCUAUCAGACUGAGAGAUGCUGCCUUUGCUGCUGUAUAUUGUUCUCCAGGCUGUGCACCUAUCUCAAGGGCUCAACAGUACAGAUGACCUUCCUCCGAAAAGUGUGGCAAAUGCUGAUCACUCUGACAAACAGAUUGAGCCCUCUAUGCUAAGACUGUCCCGGGACUGCUCUGGUGUUGUAAGGGCUCUUCACCAUAACACUACAGUGGAUGUGACCCUCAACCUGCUGGAUUCUCAGGAAAAGAAAGAGCUUGCUGAUCAAAUCUGUGAAAGUCUUGGUUGUGGCCAUUUUUUUGAACAUGGUGUAACUGCAACAGUACGCAAUGGCACUUGUCUUGCAGGCUGCAUCCUUAGAGACUCAAAACUGCACAACUGCACUACAGCUGCAGAACAUGACUGCACAAAUGCAACUGAAAUAAUUUGCGAGCACCAGGCUGUCCGACUGGUUGGAGGACAUGACCGCUGUUCUGGACGGGUGGAGCUACUGCAGUCUGGACACUGGGGAACAGUAUGUGAUGAUCAUUUUGACAUGAGAAGUGGAAAUGUAGUAUGUGCCCAGCUGAACUGUGGCAUUGCAGAAUAUGUGUCCUAUCUUGGGGCUGGAACAGGACACAUUUAUAUCAGCAAAAUGAAAUGCAAAGGCUCAGAGAGCAACUUAUGGGAGUGCAAUCUCAACGACACCACUCCCAGCAACUACUGUGGACAUAAAGAAGAUGCCGGAGUUGUGUGCUCAGAAAUUUCUGAGAUCUCGCCCACAACAGACGACACAACCAAGUUUAUAACGCAUACGGCAGAGACCACCGUAGUGUCGGCUAUGGAACCCGGCAGUGGAGUUUCAGCAGCAGCAAUUGGCUGCUUCAUCUUAUCUAUUGUGCUACUGCUGUUUAUUUUAUCAAAUGCUACUCUCUGUGUGCAUUUCAAAAGAGGACAGGCUUGUGUGAUUCCUCAACAUCACAGUUAUUUCCACACAAGCACAGAGUCCCAGUCCAAUGUACAAAUAGUAACCAACCAGCAGUUUGUUCCAUCCGCGGGGGAAAUACUUCAGCACGAAGUUCCUGUUCCAAAACUGAGCACAAACUAUGCCUAUAAAUAUUCCAGGACAACAGAUCGAACCUCUUUCAACUCUGACAGCUCUGCUGGUUCAAACUAUGAACAUCACAACAGCGAUCUAGUACAAAGACUUCGAAACAACUUACACAUAAAUGCAGUAGAUGCGAAUGAUUCAAGCAGUACAUCCUCUGGAGAGGGCUACGAAAACACAUCGAUCGGCACAAACAACAUUCUCAAGUCACUUGAGGAAACACCAUCACCUCGAGAAAAGACACCAUCACCUCAUGAAAAGUCACCAUCGACACCCCUGUCUUCUAGUGGCCAUCACUUACCAGAAGUUUUUAAUGAUUCAGAUAGUACAUCUUCUGGAGAGUGGUAUGAAUACACGAAGAUCGACAUGGAAAACAAUCUCCAGUCUGAUAACGACGAAAACCCAUCACUUCCUGAGAACUCUCUACAGACAUUGCACAGUGCUCAGAUGACAGCAAACACUGAUGCUUAUGGUGAGCCUUGCUUACCCAACAGUCAAGAUGUGAAUGACUCAGACAGUACAUCUUCUGGAGAGUGCUAUCAAAACAUAGAUGCAGACACCUUUCUUCAGUCUGAAAGCCCAUCCCUUCCUGAGCAGACACCCCUGAAUCACCACAGUACACAGAUGACAGGAAGCACAGGUGGUUAUGAAGACCACCAUGCACCUAGAAACCUCAGUCAAGAAACCGAUAAUAGUAGCAUAUCAUCGGAGGCAUCAUAUGUAAAUGUUCCACCAAGAAAAGAUUCUUCUGAAAGAGAAGUCUCAUCAGACAGCGACUACGACCAGGCUGAAAACUGGUGAAAUCAACGUGGCUACAACAAGAGACAUUUGUGCACAAAAGUGAAAUACAGAGAAACUCCAAACAACAUCCCAAAAAGGAUGGCUAACUCUUUAUUCCUAAUUCAACAUCUGGAUGUGUAUAGUGCUGUGCAUUUAUUAUUUAGGACUGAGGAUUCACAACAAUGGUGUCCCUAACACUUGAACAAAGAUGUGGAAUGUAACCCAAUUGGGCACUUGCAAUACCCAAGUGUUUCUAAGGACUAUUCAGCAAGAACUGGGAUAAUUAACAAUUGAAUAACAUUUGCAAACAAACAUAAAUUAACAAAUUAAAAUAAAAAUUUUAAACAAUGACAAAGAUCCAGCAUCGUAAUGUUUUUUCUAGUAUUUAACUUCAUCUAAUUAUUUUAUAAUAUCAAAACUCAUAAAAUUGUCCUGUAUGAAAAUUUCCCUAUUUAAGUAUGAAGUUGUAGUUUUUUAUAGAGAGCAACAAGUGCACGCCAACUUUUUCAGUCAUCUUGGUUCUGGAAGUUUUUUUCCCAUUCUCAUUAGGAAUUUCAUAAAAUUAUUUAUAAAUGAAUUGUAAGCCAUGAACCAGGUAUAGACAUUGUGGGUAUGUACUUUGUCUUUAAUGAGGGAAUGAAGCAUUGCGAAUGACAAUGGAAAUAUAAAAAACUAUUGAAUUUGAGUAGUUAAUAAGACGUAUACAAACAAUAUACUUUUAUCGUAUUACAAAAUAUUCAGACGUAUUUAAAAAAACCUCACUGAGAACUUAAUUAGGAACAUCUGUAUACCUUAUUUAUGUGAUUAUGUAAUCAGAAAAUCAUGUGGCAGCAGUGUAAUGCAUAAACUCAUGCAGAUAUGGGUCAGGAGCUUCACUUAAAGUUCACAACAACCAUCAGAAUGAGGAGAAAAUGUGAUUUCGACCGUGGCAUGAUUGUUGGUGCCAGAAAGGCUGGUUUGAGUAUUUCUGUAACUCCUGAUCUCCUGGGGUUUUCAUGCACAACGGUCUCUAGAAUUUACUCAGAAUGGUGCCAAAGAUCCAGCGAGUGGCAGUUCUGUGGAUGGAAACACUUUGUUGUUGAGAGAGAGAGGUCAAAAGAGAAUGGCCAGACUGGUUUAAACUGACAGAAAGGCUACGGUAACACAGCUAACUUGUAAAUUGUAGUGAGAAUAGCAUCUCAAAAUUCACUAAUCAUCGAAACUUGAGGCAAAUGGGUUACAACAGCAGAAGAACACCAUAGUGUUCCUAAUGAAAUGCUCAGUAUAUAUAUAAGCUAUAUAUAUAUAUAUAGAGAGAGAGAGAGAGAGAGAGAGCUGUCAGAAUUAACGCAUUAAUGCAUGCGAUUAAUUAAAAAAGUUUAACAAGUAGGUCUACAUUUUUCUUAAUUGCAAUUAGGGAUGUCGCAAUUGCCCUAUUUCACAAUUAACCGCGAUUAAAAUGGUCACUGUUAUUAAACUGUAAGAAUUUGGAAGCUAAGGCUAAAAACCGGAUAAAAACAACCAUGUUGUCUAUUUUAAAAACAAUUACUGAAAAUUAGUCUUUCGGUGUGGCUCUAUCUACUUGCUCCGCGCGUGUACCCUGCCCUCUGUCUGGCUGGCUGUGAGGCUGUUACUAAGGUGAUAUUAAGAAAAAUUUCACCUCACAUUGCUCGCGCGAGUUUGACCGCUGGAUUAUAAAUGUGUGUUUAAACUCACGUUUGUGCGAGUAACGCGAACCUGUGCGUAUUCCCCCUUCUCCAGAAAAGGACAGGAGGAGGGGCUUCUAUGACUUGGUUCAUAGUAAAGUACAACCAAUAGCUGGAAUCAAGUAGACGCGCAUAUUUUCAGAAUUUACAAGGUAGUCCAACUUCUUCGCUCACUUUCCUCCAAGCGAUGUCUUUUUUCGUCCGGUCUCUGUACAUGUAUGACAUAGUGUCAUAC
Molecule: messenger RNA, 3851 nt
Organism: Xyrauchen texanus (razorback sucker)
Lineage: Eukaryota; Metazoa; Chordata; Actinopteri; Cypriniformes; Catostomidae
Product: T-cell differentiation antigen CD6-like
Exons: 15
Coding region: 87-1952 (621 amino acids)
Cellular component (GO): membrane
Source: RefSeq, a predicted model, not a curated record